AUACCGUUAUAAAUGCCUCUUACGAAAGUAAACGUUAAAAGAAACUAGAAAAAUUCUAUCAUUUUGCAUUUGUUUUACUAUAAAAUAUCUAUUCCAUGUUUAUAUGCCAAAAAAAGUAAAUAAAAAAUUCUUUAUAAGUUUUUCAUUUAAUUCGCGUAAAAAAAUGCCAACUUCUUUAACAACCUCGGAUCUGCAAUUGGAUAAAGAAACAGCAUCACCAAAUACAGGUGUUGUGAUAAAAAGAAAAUUAAAGAAAACCACUCAGAUGGUGGAUGAGGCAUUAAUUGAAUUGCAUACGGCAAAAGGCGUUACUAUAAAACAGAUCUAUAGUUUUAUAUUAAACAAUUACAAUCUGGAAUCAUUAUCCCAUGCUAGGAUAGGACUCAUUAAAAAACAUAUAAUAGCUUUAAGAGAUUCUAAUGAUAUAAUAAAUAAAACAGGACGCGGUUUUAUAGGUCAUUUAAAAUUGGUGGAUAAGAAAGAGUUUAUAAAAAAGCUUAAAACAAAUAUGCAACUAGCUAAAGAGCGUUAUAAUGCUACCAAGAGAUUAGCUAAACAAAACAGUGAACCUAAUACAACAAAUAAAACUAAAAGGUUAAAAAAUAGCAGCGCCAAAAGUAACUUUAAGAAAACAUCUCUUAAUACUGAACUAAUUGCCCCACCGGUGAUACCCAGGCAAGUUACACCACCUUUGCCGGCCGUUAACAAUGUUUCAAUGUUUGAUACACCCAUGGUGCCAACACAGGUACAUGCUUCAACACCUUUUAUUAGAGUAGGCCAUAUACCACCGGCCCCAGCAGUUACACAGACGGAAAAUAGAAAAAGACCCGCUGCUGAUGAGUUGGGUACACCGCGAACUUCUUUACCGGGUAAAAAGCGUAGAUUAUUAAAACGCCUCGAAUAAAUUAAUAAUAAUUUGUAGUCGAUAUUUUAUAUAUUUUAUGUUAUUUGUAAAAUAUUUAUGUAAAUAUCUCGUAUUUUUUCAAUUCGAAAGAAUAAGUCUUCAGGAUUUGUAUGAAAUUAAAUUUGUCAUUAAUUUUUACAAGUCCUUGGAUUGCAUAAACUUUUCUUAUUGGUUUUACUUUGUUAUUCUUUGCUAUUUAUCUUUUUUUUAAAUUGCUGUGAAUUUUGUAAAUAUUCAGUUACAUAUGUUAUUUGUAAAUAAUUUAAAAUUGUUUUAUUUUAACAAGUCGAUAGAUUUCAUUAACUUUAUAUACCAUUUUUUUUUGUUAUUUAUCAUUUGUUAAUACAAUUGUGAAGUUUUAUUUAUUUAUUCGUUCGGUUUCAGAAUCCUUGCCGAAAGGCCUUAAUCAGUUCCAUUAACACUGAUCAAAUAGAUUACAUGUAAAUUUGUAUUUUGAAUUUUGUAAAUAUUUAGUUAAGCUGUUUGUAAAUAAAUAUGAAAUACAUACAAGUGCU
This is a messenger RNA of Lucilia sericata (common green bottle fly), 1419 nucleotides long. RefSeq lists its product as uncharacterized. Gene Ontology annotation, cellular component: nucleosome. Gene Ontology annotation, biological process: nucleosome assembly. The transcript has 2 exons. The record is from RefSeq and is a predicted model, not a curated record. The coding region runs from base 104 to 904 and encodes 266 amino acids. Lineage: Eukaryota; Metazoa; Arthropoda; Insecta; Diptera; Calliphoridae. Gene Ontology annotation, molecular function: DNA binding.